Molecule: messenger RNA, 809 nt
Organism: Tachysurus vachellii
Lineage: Eukaryota; Metazoa; Chordata; Actinopteri; Siluriformes; Bagridae
Product: methyltransferase-like protein 27
Exons: 5
Coding region: 6-686 (226 amino acids)
Molecular function (GO): S-adenosylmethionine-dependent methyltransferase activity
Source: RefSeq, a predicted model, not a curated record
AAGUUAUGGCAGAUCCCAGGACCUUUGCAGAUGUGAGGAAAAACUAUCUUUCAGCUCAUAAAAGCUCAGGGAUCAAGGAAAAGGUUGCGUUCUACAGCUCCUGGGCCGAGAACUAUGAAGAAGAUUCGGCAAUAUUGGACUACCGUGCUCCUUUCUUAGCUGCAAAAUGCAUUGCUUCACACUUCACCGGCGAGAAAGAGAGAGCUAUUAUUUUGGACGUGGCAUGUGGGACAGGGCUGGUCUCUGGAAAUUUAAAGAAAAAUGGAUUUUGCCACUUUGUGGGCUUGGAUGGAAGCGAGAAAAUGUUGAGUAUGGCCAGAAAAACAGGUCUUUAUCAGGAGCUUAAGCAGUGCAUGCUGUGUGAGGAUCCCUUGCCUGUUCAAGAUGAGUCGUAUGAUGUUGUAGUAAUUGUGGGAGCUCUGAGUAUUGGAAACGUGCCAGUGGAAAUCAUCAAGGAGCUCUGGCAAGCCACCAAGCCGGGUGGCUAUGUGUGCAUGACUACAAGAGGGAAUGCUGAUAAUCACGAAUACAAAACUGAGAUGGAACGUGCGAUUCUUGCGAUGGAGGAAGAAAAGAAAUGGAGACGUGUCGCUGUCGAUGUAGUGGACGAGUGGGAGAAGGCCGUGUCUGACCAUGAGUGUGGAUACAUAAGUGGAGUUGUUUAUCUAUAUCAGAAAGUGUUUUAAAUUCAGAAUUGAUUGUGCUAGGAGCAAGAAAAGCAUAUUAUAUGUGUGGAUGGUCUUUAAAUAAUAGCCUAAUAGUGAUUUUAUGUAUACAAAUUUGGCAGGUCAAUGGGACAAAACCAAUGA